AUGAUGUACGACCAACCCAUACCAUGGGUGCCGAAGGUCAAAUACUUAGGCGUCACCCUCGACAGAAGGAUGACAUUUCGCCCCCAUAUAAAGACGUUUGUUGGUUAUGUAUGUCUGGGUAGGGCACAGAUUAACGGUUUUUUCUUCAAAAUGACCAAAAGUGCAACUAUUUUCGUUUUUAUAAUCAUCACUUCAUUUCUAGAAGUGCUAAGCCUCGAGUGUUAUGUUUGUGAAAAUCAAGAAGAUAAUAAUGGAAAGUGUGUAAACACCAUAAAGCCCUGUGAACACAACCAAGAUGUUUGUCUGACCGAAAUCAGAUGGGGUAGUACUCCAUAUUGGUCCCAAGGGGCAAAGAAACAAUAUUAUAUAUCUAAAAGCUGUUCUAACAAAACUGAAUGCCCUAAAACUAGACAACAAAACAUGCCUUUAUGCACGUACAUUUGGUAUCAAGACUGGAAGUGCUCAGAUUGCUGUCUCGGCGACCGAUGCAAUUAUUACAUUAUAUUGUGUCACAGUUUUUACAACCCCACCGAUAGCGGAGCUGUACAAAUUACACAGAGUAAUUUAGACAUGGUCUUAGCUUCAAAUGAAGUAGUAUUCAUAAAUUUUUAUGCAGAAUGGUGUAAAUUCAGUAACAUGUUAAUGCCUAUAUUUGACGAUGCUGCUGAUGAGGUGACAAAAGCUGGCUAUGACACAGGUAAAGUAGUUAUGGGGAAAGUGGACUGUGACAAAGAAGGUGCUAUUGCAACACGGUUCCACAUAACUAAAUACCCUACAUUGAAACUGUUCCGCAAUGGUUUACCAGCUAAGAAAGAAUACAGAGGUCAGAGGUCGGUGGAAGCAUUUGCAGAGUUUAUUAAAAAGCAAUUGGUAGAUCCAAUAGUUACUUUCAGCUCUAUCAAAGAACUCCACGAUUUGAGUGAUGAAAAACGCCAUAUUAUCGCCUACAUGGAUAGAAGGGAUCAACCAGAAUAUGAUGUUAUUAGAAAAGUAGCAGCUAGUCUUAAAGAUGAAUGUUUGUUCCAUGCUGGUUUUGGUGAUGCCUCGCAACAGAUGCACCCUCCAGGUCAACCAAUAGUGGUAUUUAGAGCUGAUCAAAAAACAUCCACAGAACCAGAUGAAACCUACAGAGGUUCACUGUUAAACUUUGAUGAAUUAUCUAGUUGGGUACAAGAGAAGUGUAUUCCUUUAGUCAGGGAAAUCACGUUUGAGAAUGCUGAAGAAUUAACAGAAGAAGGCUUGCCAUUCCUCAUUCUGUUCCAUCACCCUGAUGAUACAAAGAGUGUUAAGAAAUACAAAGAAGUAAUUAUGAGUGAGUUGGAGAGUGAGAAACAGAAUGUCAACUUUCUGACCGCGGAUGGUGGUCGUUUUGAGCAUCCACUGCACCACUUGGGCAAGUCAACAUCGGAUUUACCUUUGAUUGCUAUAGACUCGUUUCGUCACAUGUACUUAUUCCCGGAUUAUAAAGACAUUGAGAAGCCAGGACAGUUAAAACAAUUCCUUUUAGAUUUGUAUUCUGGAAAACUCCAUAGAGAAUUCCACUAUGGCCCUGACCCAGUGCAAGAAGCGAUUGCUUCUGACGUUAAAGUGACGACGCCUCCAGAAUCUACCUUUAAGAAACUAGCUCCAUCUAAAAACAGAUACACUUUGCUCAGAGACGAGUUAUAAACAGCCAAAACUUCGUCCAUAUAAUUGAGACUCAUUUGCGUCAUGAAAAAACAGAACAUGAAAGUAACUUCAAAAAUGAACAUUGUUGAUUUAUAUGUUGCAACAUAAGUGUAUUUGUAAUUUAUAAUAUUCAUAGACAACAGAUAUAAUAUCACAUUUAAUUUUAAGUUGAAUUCUCAAUGUAAAGUUGCUGUUAUAAAAUUCAUAACGGAAACGAGUCACAAUAUAAGUUAUUUAUAAAAAUUAUUCUAUUGUAAUUGUUUUGAGAAUAUUCAGUCUUGUUCUUAUUUCAGUAAAUCUAUAGAUCUUUUUAUGUUUGUAUGUAAAAUUACGUAUUCGUGGACUCACUUCGCCGGCUUGAACUACUGUAUCGGUAUUAAAAUUAUAGCAUUGAACUAUCCAAUUGUAAAGAAAUCCAUUUAGCAAUAAAAAAUCCAACAAAAAUAUUCAAUCUAGUUCCUUCGUAACUAGUUAAUGUUCAAACUGGUCAAGUUAGAAUUUUGUACUAUAAUAAUACUAUAUAUGCUCAUUUUAGGUUUUGUGUUUUAAAUAUUCCUUCCAAUUAAAGAGUGUUAUGGUAUGACAAUGCACAAAAAUAAUUUACCAAUAGUAAAAAGAAUAAUAAUGAUCAACCUGAGAUGCAAGUUGUAAAAAAAUACUAUUGCUUGUAUUGCUACAUACUUUAAGUGCUAAUUAAUAGUUUUUAAAUCAAUUAAAUUUAACCCGUAUUUAUUUCCGAAUGAGUAUAUUUCGUGAGAUCUGCUGAAUAUAAAAGUAAUGUAGCUUGGUUACAGGCAAUUUUAUUAUUACUUAUAAAAAGAUUUUUAUUUUUAAUAUGGCAAUAAUAAAAUGGCUACCGUUUAAUUGUAUGCUUUUAAUGUUGUGAGAAAAUACAGAAUAUUGUAGUGUGCUCGUGGCAUAAUGAUAUCAUAAGCCGAGAUACUGCAUAAUCGACUAAUGUGUUUCUACAUGUUCUAAUUUUAAUAUGGUAAUGUCACACGAGUGUUCACAGUUGAUGACUUGUAAACAGUGCAUUGAAAUACAUCAGAGUACCAGUGAUAGUCUUAAUAAAAGAAUCUUCAUCAAAAUGUGGUGCCAAUCUUUUUAUUUACACAUAAUAUUUGUAGUAUAUCUUUUCAUAAAUUAUAUUUAAAUGUAAAUACUUUACAAAGUUACACUUUAAGGUUUGAUAGGCACAAGAAUUUUAUUUGUUCGUCCUAGUUAGUCCAAUAAAGACGACUAUUGAUAUAAGUUUGUUGUGAUAGCUUAUGAUAUCGAGGCUCAGCGUGAGCCUUGCUCUUGCUUUGUAAGGCCUCAUCUAGCCUGAUGAGUAUCAGUGAGUGAAAUGCACGAAAAUAUUGCUUCCCCUGUUCUUAGAUAGUCUAUCAGUUAGUUGUUAAGGGGGCGUCUAAUAAUUACACGAAGUUUUUUUUUAAUUUCCUCUUUGUGAGAUUUAAUGAGGUACGGGGGGCUUCUCCCUACCCUUCAAAAGAAUUACUGGUUUAGAUUAAUAGUUUUUGGGUCGUGUAUGAGUUACUAUGAUAUUUUAUGGUCAAAAUCAAAUAUUUAUUUAAGAUUUUGCCGGACCACCCUGCAUUUUGUGCUAACAUAAUUAACUGAUGUUCCCGAAAUAACUGUCGCUCUCAAAGGCGUCAUUUUUAAAAUUUGGAAUUCGGUAUUUGAACAUAUACUGAUUAUGAGACCAAGUGGGUCGCCGCCACAGUUUCACACACAUUUUUUUCCACGAACCAAUUAAUAAUCUCGGUUUGGGUUUUAUGUAAUAACUAAAUUGGGAAUUCAUCAACUUGGACGGCGGAUUCGUAAUUAUUAUGAUAAUGUCCACUAAGCACUUAAUAUCAGAGGGGCCAGGAGCUCGUCUGCUUGUCUAAAACUGCUAAGUGCUUAAAAACCGUUUCUGUGAAGAGUUUCAUAUUCUGUUAACAUGCGAGGGUUUAAAAUUAGGCAAAAAUUCUUACACAAUUAUCUUAUGAAGUAAAAUUUGAGUAAACUGAGAAUCGCUGUAAAACUAUAUUGCAACAAGUAAAAUAUGAAUGUUGUACAAUAUGUAUGGCCUUCGACGGUGUGUUGUUAUUAAAUUUUUCGAACCUUGAA
This is a messenger RNA of Bombyx mandarina (wild silkworm), 3780 nucleotides long. Its product is annotated as Endoplasmic reticulum protein 44. Gene Ontology annotation, biological process: protein folding. Gene Ontology annotation, molecular function: protein disulfide isomerase activity. Gene Ontology annotation, cellular component: endoplasmic reticulum membrane; endoplasmic reticulum-Golgi intermediate compartment. The record is from RefSeq and is a predicted model, not a curated record. Lineage: Eukaryota; Metazoa; Arthropoda; Insecta; Lepidoptera; Bombycidae.